AGAAGCAAAUUGUCUAUUCGCCAUUAAAAUGGCGUCAUCUAAGGAAACCUAUUGUUUGUGUGGUCAACCUUAUAAUAUUGGACAAUUUAUGAUAGAAUGUGAUUGCUGUCGUGAGUGGUUUCAUGGCAGUUGCGUUGAUGUCAAAAUAUAUCAUUCGGACGACAUAGACAAGUAUCACUGCCCAAAAUGUGCACAGACAUACGGACCGUCAGUAUUAAAAAUACCAACAAACAAUCAUCGGGCGGAUCGCUACGAGCUGGGAGCGGAGACUCGGCCCUCACAGGUCGGGACUCCGGCGUGGGUGCGGGCGCUGGCCGCUCGGCCUCUCCGGCCGGCCCCUGCAGCCCUACAGCGCAUGAGCCCACAUCAGUUCACUGAGGAGUUCAUCAGAGAUAAUGGUUUCACGCGACCGGUAACGUUUACCACGUCAGACGGCUUGGACAUGAAGACGCCCAACCCUGGCACCUUCACAGUCAGAUCCGUGCUCAGGUACUGUGGAGCACAGCUUGAGGUGGAAGUGAUAGACGUACGGAAGCAGUCGACGCUUCGCAUGCCGCUGGGUGACUUCGUGGACUACUUCGAGACCCCGCCUGAGCACAGAGAUGAGAAGGUGCUCAAUGUCCUCAGCCUGGAGUUCAGUGAGACUAACAUGUCCCGCGUGGUGGAGCCGCCGGGCGUGGCGGUGUGCCUGGACUGGGCGGAGCGCGUGUGGGGCGGCGCCCGCGAGGGGCCCGCGGGUGGGCAGCCCGCCGCCGGCCCGCCCGCGCCGCACGUGCGCAAGUACUGCCUCAUGUCGGCCGCCGGCGCAUACACCGACUUCCACGUCGACUUCGGCGGCACCACCGUCUGGUACCACGUGCUGCACGGACGGAAGAUAUUCUACCUAAUCCCGCCGACAGCGACCAACCUCGCGUUGUACCAGCAAUGGAGUGCGGCCAACAAUCAGAACGAGAGGUUCUUCGGAGACAUGGUGGAAUGGUACGGGACGGCUGAAGUAUCUGCGGGGCAGACCCUCUUCAUACCCAGCGGGUGGAUCCAUGCAGUGCUAACUCCGUGUGACUCUCUGGUCUUCGGAGGCAACUUCCUCCACUCCUACGCCAUUGAAAUGCAAUUACAGAUCUAUGAAAUAGAGCGUCGCGUGGAGACGCCGACAAUGUUCCGGUACCCGUUGUUCGAGGCGAUGCACUGGUACGCCGGCGCACAUCUACUCACCAUGCUGCGCCGCCAUAAUGAGGAGAUACAAGAUGAGGAGUUCACGCUGAGUGAGAGUAGCACCCGUCCGACGCCGGUUGCAAUUCCCCCCCUCCUACUGCGCGGGAUCAAAAUACUCGCCAACGCGCUCAAGGAGUGGCAUGCACUUAAAAGCACAGACACAGCGAAACGCGACAACGUGCCUAAAUGCCUCAACUCCGGCCAGCUGGUGAGGGAGCUCUGCAAGGAACUCAGGACGCUGGAGAAACGGACCACUACCACCGCCAGUAAAGAUAAGGACUUCAAAGUGAAGAACCACUCGUCUCCAACCAAAUCUCAUUCAAAGAAAUCACAGAGCAGUUCGAAGAAAUCUCUAAAGUUGACGUUACCAAAGCCAAUAAUGCACAUGGGACAAAAUGGAGAGUUUGUCGAGGAGAAGAAUUACAAUGAUAAGUUUUAUAUUGAUAAUAAGGAGGUAGUAUACCAAGAGCGUUACGUGACAACACAAGACGGCAAGUACGGCAACGGGGUCCCGGACACCAAGUACGUGGUGGAAGGCAAGGAGAUGGUGAUCGCGGACAAAGGGUACGCCUACCAGACGUACGAGGAGGUCUCAUAUCCAGAUGGUAAUGGGUACGUCGACCGGCCCGACAAGAAGACCACUUUAAAGAUUAAGAUGAACAAUUCGCCAUCAUCAUCACGCGACGACGCACCACCUCCAUAUUCUUUACCGGAGCAUUCCAUUCUGAAGUCCCACCUCAUCCGAUCAGACCGACCCACCCUGAAGCCUAUACAUCAAUGGACCAUCUCCAAGAAGGACAUCGGAGACUACCAAGAGGAACAGAUCCUAUUUACCAAUGAAAAUCUGCAAACUAACGUCAGAAUUGAUGGACAGGAAAUGAAUUAUGGACCUGGCAUGUAUUCAGCAGAGGACAUACAGCAAGACUACCAGUACUCCGAGUCUGCGAAGCCUGGAUCAUAUCAGCCCGUGUACAACUACCAACAACCUCAGCACAUAGCGUACACUACCGUCGAUAACUACCAGAGAUACGAAGAAGUGCCCAGUGUUCAUCAGCAAACGGCAAGUUAUAACAACGUGGCGGUGGAAGAGACGGUGAAUGGAGACUACCAUCAGAACCAGCUCCCCUCGUACGAUGCGGCCAUAGCUCACCAGUAUACCGCUACUACUAACUAUGUGGUAGAAGAAUCAAAGCCAGGCGCAUCGUCCGCCCGGUCCCCCCCGGCGGCGCCGGCCCCGCGGCGGUCGGAGCGUCCGGUCCGGCGGCGCGUGUCCAACACGUACGACUACGAGGACUCCGACCUGUACAUCGACGACACGCCCGCGCCGCGCCCGCGCAAGACCAAGCACAACAAGCACUACCGACGCACCGAACCUAAUGAUUGUGGAUCCAGUUACAUUAUGACAACAUCGAACGUGUCGAGCUACAAGCAGGGCUCUCGGCCGGCGCCCGCCAACGGCAUCGAGUCCCUCAUACAGGCCUCCGUCUUGGCCGAGGAAGAACAGCCUGCCAAUGAGACUGAGCCAGAAGACGCGGCGGUAGCAGGGAUGCUGAGCAUCAGCUCCAGGUUCACGGCGCCGCAGCGUACGUUCGGUCUGGCCAGUGACUCCCCCGUACCGCGCCGCGCCAGGAAACCACCGCCUGAAGAGGACCUGGCUGAUGAGGAGGACGUCAUCAAGGAAGUACAUCGAGAUGAGGAGUAUGUUUAUCCAUCGUUAGAAAUGAGUUCGGAUGAGGACGAGGAGUGGACGGCCUCGAAGCGACGGAGAAAUGCGAGGAACAGGGUAGAUUCCAGGUCCAAAGGAGAAAAAGACGAGGCGUGGUCCCCCCGCGCGCGGCUGGGCCGGCUGGUGCCGCGGCUGCGCACGGCGGCGCGCGCCGGCGUCCGCCGCGAGUGUGUGCGCGCCGCGCUGCACGCCGCCGCGCACAGGCACGACGCGCCGCACCAACAGCCAAAUGCAAAGCGAGCAGUGAUAGCGACAAAAAGCAAACGGCCUCCCCCGCCUGUACACAAUACGCCAAAUAAUAAGAAUGCAAGACUGAAGAAAGGUAUGAAGACAGCGAAGCAGCGUCUCGGUAAAAUCCUUAAAAUACACAAAAUGAUAUAUUAAUUAUAACUAAUUAGUUUAUUAGAUUACGCGUGACAGACGGACGUAAGUAGAUGUAUAUUUUAUAUAUGUAUUGUAUAUAAGCACGGACCAAUGCGUGUCGAGGUCGAAUGAUGACUAUGGAUCUUAUUAAGCGAUUUUAAAAAAGAAAAAUAUUGCAUUAUUUAUAUACUUAUGUAUUAUAUUUAGCUAAUAAAUUAAUCAAAGAAAGUUUCCAUUUUGUUGUCUGUGCUUUGAGAAACAAGAUCUUUAUUUAAAAUGCAUAAUACAACUAAUUUCAAUAUGUAAUUGACAUAAUAUGCAAUCUACACAAAAAAGCUAGAAAAUUCGUGAGACAUAUUAAAUUAACUAAAAAUCACGAUUUACUCGCGUACGUUAAUGGUGAAAAUCUCUACUAGUUUCGAUUACAGAGGGACUCUUCAUCAUAAGUAGUGCGCAGAUGCGGCGACAUCGCGCAGCCUACAGUACGCUUAGUAUGAGUUUGCUUUACUAAACGAAACGAGAGCGCAUUCGGCACUCUGAUUGGUUGGUUCAUUCGCGCCGGCCAAUCAGAACGCCGAAAGCGCGUUCAUUUCGUUUUUCUUGAACGUAAAGUAAACGAUACUAAGGGUUCAGUAGGCUGCAGUAACCCGUGAUUUUUCAUAAAACUAGAAGAUAUAUAAAUGGUGCAAUGUUUUUGUUAAUUAUUAUAGUUAUAUACCAGGUGGAAAUAAAUUAAAUACUUUGAUUUCAACGUAGGUAGCUCUGUGCAGUUCGGUUUCUAAAACUGAACUGUUUGCCUAGAAUCCUAGAAUGUCCAUUUUUAUACCUAAGGUAAUUCGAUAGAGUAGUUUAUUCCCAUUAAAAUCAAAUCUAGGAACAUAUACCUAAGCUUUUUAUUUAAAAGUGUUGAAGAUACGAAUAGACUACGACGCAAAUUGGCAUAAAUGUCAGAGGGCUAAAUACGAGUGUUUUACGUUUAAUGAGAUUGGAAAGAGAACGCGUUCGGCUCUGAUUGGCCGGCACGAAACCACCCAAUCAGUACCUUUAGAGUUCGAGUUACGAGUUUGCUUUAACGUUCGGCGCUCUGAUUGGUUGAUUUUUUCACAUCGACAAAUCAGAGGGCCAACGCGCUGUCGUUUCGUUUUUAUUUAACGUAAAGCAAACUGGUACUAAAGGUAAGUACUGUACUAUUGACACUUAUACGGUAAGAUGGCGGACGAUUCUGCACUACUUAGUAUUGUGUCCCAAUAAAAUUAUCCAAAUACAGACACGCCUGUUCACAUAGAAACAUUAGAUUUAUAUAUGGAAUGUAUAAUGUCGUAGUCUAUUCGUUAAAUUAUUAAAAAAUAGGUCCCAAGAAAACUGAACGCACAAAACACAUCAAAACUUUGUACUAAUCAUCGAUUUUUAUAAUCGUAACUCUAUUAAUAUGAUCAUUGUGUGGCUAUACAUACAAAUGUAUGGCUUACAAAUUACGGUAAAGACGCUUUGGUAAUCGCACCAGGCGAUAUGAUACGAGUAUUAAAAGGUGACGAAUUGAUUCUAUUCGGCUAUCACCGUGUAAAGCCUUGUAUUCAUGGUAAACAUUUUGUUUAGCAACAUGGUUGCAUAAACAUGUUGCGGGCAACACUUGUGUUGCGGAGUUGAUCGCGCCAUGCUGCAGAGUUGACGCCCGGCGAGCGAAAACAUCACUUUAUAUAUUAUUAGUUUAAACAAAGUUUCCAGCAGCAUUCUCGCUAUUCAUCAACAACGUUGAUCAACUGUUGCUAAGAAAAUGUUUGAGUGAAUACGAGGCUUUAGGGUGAGUUCACAUUUGACGGAACAUACGUCGCGUAACGCCAGAACAGACAAAUGUAUAGAAAAACAAUUGACCAUUCACUCUCAAUGUACUGACGUAUCAUCGGUCGAGUGUGAACGGUCAAGUGUUUUUUUAAUCCCCGCAUAUCUACAGUGUUUGAAAAGUAUGUAAAGCGAAAAUUAAAUUAGAUAUAAUGACUUUUUUAUUUUUAAUUAGUAUUUUUCCACCUGAUAUAUUAACAAAUAUUAUCUUGAUUCAGAAUAACCAGUGAUGAGCUACUCUCAUAUUUGAGUCGUGAACAUACUGAUAAACAAUUUGCUACACCAUAUUUGUU
Molecule: messenger RNA, 5433 nt
Organism: Spodoptera frugiperda (fall armyworm)
Lineage: Eukaryota; Metazoa; Arthropoda; Insecta; Lepidoptera; Noctuidae
Product: histone lysine demethylase PHF8
Exons: 23
Coding region: 29-3322 (1097 amino acids)
Biological process (GO): protein demethylation; regulation of transcription by RNA polymerase II
Molecular function (GO): histone demethylase activity; transcription coregulator activity
Source: RefSeq, a predicted model, not a curated record